Leucoraja erinaceus (little skate) is the source of this 1250-nucleotide messenger RNA. RefSeq names its product WW domain-binding protein 2-like. The record is from RefSeq and is a predicted model, not a curated record. NCBI's taxonomy places the organism in Eukaryota, Metazoa, Chordata, Chondrichthyes, Rajiformes, Rajidae. Gene Ontology annotation, cellular component: nucleus. The coding region runs from base 114 to 869 and encodes 251 amino acids. Gene Ontology annotation, biological process: positive regulation of DNA-templated transcription. The transcript has 8 exons. Gene Ontology annotation, molecular function: transcription coactivator activity; chromatin DNA binding.
UUUAAGAGGCGGGGUUGCAGUCGGAGGACGGGCGGAGCGGGACUGCCCCUUUAAGAGGGUGACGCCGCGUUCCCAGCGGUGCUCCCACGGCGGGCGAAGCGAGCGAGCGAGCGAUGGCGCUGAACGGAGCGGCCGAUGUAGGCCGCGGUAGUGUGUUGAUGUCACAGGAUCAUGUGGAGCUGUCGUUCACUGACGUCGGCAACAAUGUGGAAGCUUUCAGAGGCUCAAGGAAGGGAACUAUUUACCUGAUGUCCUACCAACUAAUCUUUGUGGCAAAAGAUAGCAGAGAAGCACUGAAAUCAUUCACAAUGCCGUUUUACUUGAUGAAUGGAUGCGAGAUUAAACAACCAGUCCUUGGGGCAAACUACAUCAAAGGCACCAUCAAUGCCGAGCCAAAUGGAGGAUGGCAAGGUUGUGCGACCUUUAAACUUACCUUCAUCAACGGAGGAGCCAUCGAAUUUGGCCAGCUGAUGUUACAGACAGCUCAACAGGCUUCCAGGGGCACAGUCCAAUCAGAUGUAUGCUGCUACAACUUCAUGCCAAACAGUGUAGGUGUAAUGGCACCACCCAUGGAGGUGCCAAUGUACCCUCCAGCACCAUCUGCCAUGUUUGUUUACCCGCCCCCACCUCCAGUGGGAUUUUACCCAGGACCACCUCCCACAGAGCGUACAAUGAACUAUAUGCCACCGCCCCCUUAUCCUGGACCAAUGACCCUUCCUGCGGGAGAUGGAGGGCAACAGAUGCCUACAGCACCAGUGAAUUUUGCAGAAGGGGAUAGAGGUGUAAACAGGAGGCUGCCAAACCCUCCCAUUACGCAUGUGCCCAUGGAGCAGCCCCCUCCAUACUCGGCAUAUGCCAAGAGCCAGUGACAGCAGGGUGAUGAACUGGUAACUGCAAUGCAUCGACCCACAACAUGCCCCUUCCACACUGCUCUCAACCCAUAACAAUAACCAUUCAACUGGAGAUCACAGGAAGGCGGCGAUUCAACCUAUCACAUCUGUGCGGACUCUAUCUAAGAGCAAUCUAGCAAUUGUUUGUCACUACAACUCCGUGAAUACUUUAUAUUUCAUGCCAGCUCCCUUCUGAACACAACAGAAGGACCUGUCUCCCUAUGUUAGUGCAUUCCAACGCCCAAAAUACUCGCUAUAUAAGUAAGGGUUUACUUGUGUUAAUUUUAAUUAUUUUGUGAAUCAUUCAUUCUGAUAGCUCCCCCGAUAGAGCAAAUUAAAAAAACUUAUUUAUGCACUCUG